This is a messenger RNA of Diuraphis noxia (Russian wheat aphid), 882 nucleotides long. RefSeq lists its product as uncharacterized. Lineage: Eukaryota; Metazoa; Arthropoda; Insecta; Hemiptera; Aphididae. The record is from RefSeq and is a predicted model, not a curated record.
AUGUUUAAUUUCAUUGGAUUCGUCGAAUAUGAAGGUGUUGGGCGUAUAUGGUCUGCAGAUAGACUUUCAAUAUUAUGUAAUGUAGAAAAUGAUGACGGUAUCCAACAAAUUAUGAUGGACGUUAAUAUUUUAACCAGUAAUGGGAUUGUAGUUGAAGAGAGUCAACCAGUUAGAUGUACUAAAUCACCAGUUCAAGACAAUGAACCAUCUUUUUCCGAUACAACUCAAGAUGUAUUUAUAUGGAACAAAAAACUUGUGACUUUGCUCAUUGAGACACGCAUCGAAAUGGACACUUGCUUCCAAGGAAAUAAAUGUAAAAAAAAUGUUCUAUGGACAAAAGUGGCUGAAAAAUUAAAUACAUCAUUUCCAAACCAUGCACCUGUUAAUGCUGAUAAAUGUGACUCGAAAUGGAGAAAUCUGUGGGUUACUUACAAAGCUAAUGUGAAAAAGUCAAAUUUAUCAGGUAGAGACAGUGUUACUUGGGAAUAUUAUGAUCUCAUUGAUGAGCAAUUUGGAAACAAACCUAAUGUAAGGCCUCCUUCAAAUACAAUAAUAAGUACGUUAAAUUCAUCUUAUACUCUUAACGAAGAUGGUCGUCAUUCAGAAUCCUCUGAUAUACUUGAUAAAUCUCCUGGUCAAUCUGAUAGUAUAAGAAAUACUAAGCAUGAUAUUUCAAUAAGAGAAACCAGACAAGAGAGUCAUAAAAGGUUGAAGACUGGAUAUGGAAUGGCUGAUUAUAUAAAUUUGAAGAAGAUAGAACUUGAAAGUCAAAAUGAAAUCCAAAAAAAACUAUUGGCCCUCAAAGAAAAAGAGAUAGAAGCAUUGUGUACAAUGUCUCAAGCUGUCAAGACUAUGGCUGACAAAGCAAACAACAUAUUAUGA